UUAGUCGUUUACUGUACGGAAAUAUAGUAGCAAUUAAUACAAAAGAAAAACGGGGAAGAAAACAUCUUAUAUUUCUCUAUUGCAAGGUCAAGGAAUCUCAAGUUUCAUUGGAUUGUUUCACAAUUGUGUGUACCUUCUCUAAGACUUUAUGUGGUUGCUAAAAGAAAUAGUCACUCUCUUAAAGUAUAUAUUCUUCCAACUGGCUUAACCCCACACCAUGCUUUUUCCUCCUACUUAUAAGGAGCUUCUCCUUCUCUUAGCUAACCAAAUCAACUCCUUUUUUAUCAAGUCAUAGAUACAUCUUCCUUCUUAUUUUUUUCUCCCUCCCAAGAAGCAGAUCUUGUACUCUCGAUAUACAUACUUAUUUUAUAUGGCUUCCAACUCAAUGAGCUCUAGCGCUUCUUGGACACGUAAGGAGAACAAAUUAUUUGAAAGGGCGUUGGCUACAUAUGACCAGGACACUCCUGACCGUUGGCAUAACGUUGCAAGAGCCGUUGGCGGCAAAUCAGCUGAAGAAGUAAGGCGACACUACGAGCCUCCUCAUUAGGGAUGUCAAUGACAUUGAGUCAGGGCGUUAUCCACAUCCCAAUUACCGUUCAAAUGGAAACAACCACUGAAAGCAUUAAAGGAACUCCAAAAGGCUCUACUGAAGUGGACAUGGUUCCAAAACCAUUCACAAAGCACAUCUAAGCAAAGAUAUCUAAAUGUAUUUACUUGUUUUUGUGUUACGAAUAUGUAAGAAUUAUCUAAAUCAAUCAAUGUGGUUUCAUAUAGUAUAAAGUAUUAACAAUCGGACAAACUAUAGUUCUCCUUGAA
This is a messenger RNA of Arabidopsis thaliana (thale cress), 816 nucleotides long. It is a transcript of the gene RL3, whose product is annotated as RAD-like 3. Lineage: Eukaryota; Viridiplantae; Streptophyta; Magnoliopsida; Brassicales; Brassicaceae. The coding region runs from base 371 to 547 and encodes 58 amino acids. The transcript has 2 exons. Gene Ontology annotation, cellular component: nucleus. Gene Ontology annotation, biological process: regulation of DNA-templated transcription. Gene Ontology annotation, molecular function: DNA-binding transcription factor activity. The record is from RefSeq and is marked reviewed.